AUGCUGGGCACAAGAGACUGCACAGUGCGGGGAUCACCCAGAGCGCACUGCAUACUGCAGCCGAGAGAGCAGAGGAGGCUGCUUGGCCCUCAAGAAACCCCCAACGGAAAGCUGUCCUUCCCGAAGAGCACACGAGACGGUGGCAGUGAGCAGCAGAAGAAGCGGGCCUUCCUCCGGUCCACUUACCUCGGCGUGGGCGUCGGCCAGGGCGGGCCUUGUCCUGGGUGCAGCAGAUGCAGCGGUACCGCCCCUGGCAGCAGCCUGGACCUGGACCUCCGGAGCAAGGCGCACUCACUGCUGAGGCACCUGCCAAGGCCAGGGAGGAAGCUGCGCCCAGAGAGAAGCCUGAGCUGGGGAGACACACCUGCGGAACAUGAGCACCCUUUUCUGGGUGGCGGGCAGCAGCGGGGGCGUCUCCAACCUCGAGAUCUUCAAGCAGGGGAGAUCAAGCCCAAGCCGAUCAGCCACCCCCUGGGUGGGUUCUCCAUCACCUACAAGCCCGUCAAGCGUCAAGCAUCCGGCCCAUCCACGGCUCUCAUGUCACGCACCUAA
Messenger RNA from Sorex araneus (European shrew), 552 nucleotides. Its product is annotated as 40S ribosomal protein S15-like. Lineage: Eukaryota; Metazoa; Chordata; Mammalia; Eulipotyphla; Soricidae. Bases 1 to 552 code for a protein of 183 amino acids. The transcript has a single exon. The record is from RefSeq and is a predicted model, not a curated record.